AUAAUCGUGCGUGUCCCUCGUCCAAAAAAAUAACGCGGACCAACACAUGGAGAGAACGAUGUCGGAGCAAGCGGCUUUGCAAACGCAAACGGAAACCAUCUCCGAGGCGGAUGUCACUGACUCCGGGUCACAGGAUGUGCCUACUGUACGAUUACGUUUACGAAAACCAAAAUCGAGCAAAAAGGUUCAAUGGACUGAAGGAACUGUUGAUAAUGAACAUCUAAAUAAGAAAAAAUCAAAAUGUUGUUGUAUUUAUGAGAGACCAAAAACUUUUGGUGAAAGUAGUUCCGAAGAUAGCGAUGAUGAAUGUGAACAUUGUCAUGGACAUAAGGAUGCUCAUAAGAAAGUCUUACCUACAACUGGAAAUGCCCAUCAAGAUGGAAUGUCAUCUCAUCCUGAACCUAUUGCAACAGGUUCAGCAUAAAUAUACCCAUAUACCCAUUGAAAACUCUGCUAAAUGGAAAAUAAAUUCCUUUAUGUUGUUUCUCAAGUCAGUAUCAUACAAAAGAAAUGGCGGAUUGUAGGUGUACAAACUAUAAAUAUGAUUCUGCACUAAUACAUGUGGCAUUUUAUUAUAAUGCUUUAACGAUAUCGCAUGGAAGCAAUGUUCAAAAUUGUUGGUCUAUGUAGAUCGUAUGUGAUAUCAUAAGAAUAGUAAAUUAUUGAAUAUUCUCUGAAAAAUAACAAUCAUUCCUUAAAUGUUUACAUCCGAAUCACUUUUUUCAUAUGUACUAUUUGCUAAUAGUUUUAGAUUUUAUGUUAAAAGAAAAUAUAUAUUACUUGUUAA
Nylanderia fulva is the source of this 787-nucleotide messenger RNA. NCBI's taxonomy places the organism in Eukaryota, Metazoa, Arthropoda, Insecta, Hymenoptera, Formicidae. The record is from RefSeq and is a predicted model, not a curated record.